GUCACCGGAAUCUAGGUGGGGCCGGCGCCGCGCCCCCGCGGCCAGCCGGGAGUCGCGUCCUCCCGGAGCCGCCUCCCCGCGGCUUCUUCCCUUUUGUCGCGCUCCCCGCGCUCCGGGGCCACUCUCUGCCUGCAUCCGAGCCACGCGCGUUCCUCUCCUCCGCGCCACCACCGUCGAGAUGCUGCGCUGCGGCCUGGCCUGCGAGCGCUGCAGGUGGAUCCUGCCCCUGCUGCUGCUCAGCGCCAUUGCCUUCGACAUUAUCGCGCUGGCCGGCCGCGGCUGGCUGCAGUCAAGCGACCAUGUCCAGACGUCCUCGCUGUGGUGGAAGUGUUCUCAGGAGGGCGGCGGCAGCGGGUCCUACGAGGAAGGCUGCCAGAGUCUCAUGGAUUACGCCUGGGGAAGGGCAGCCGCUGCCAUGCUCUUCUGUGGCUUUAUCAUCCUGGUGAUCUGUUUCAUCCUCUCCUUCUUUGCCCUCUGUGGACCCCAAAUGCUUGUCUUCCUGCGAGUGAUCGGAGGCCUCCUGGCCCUGGCUGCUGUGUUCCAGAUCAUCUCCUUGGUCAUUUACCCUGUGAAGUACACCCAGACCUUCAACCUUCAUGCCAACACUGCUGUCACUUACAUCUAUAACUGGGCCUAUGGCUUCGGGUGGGCGGCCACAAUUAUCCUGAUCGGCUGUGCCUUCUUCUUCUGUUGCCUCCCCAACUACGAAGAUGACCUCCUGGGCAACGCCAAGCCCCGGUACUUCUACACAUCUGCCUAAAGUGGGAAAGGAGCAGAAGAAAAUCGCUGCUGCCCAGAUGGAGUCCAGAGAAAAAAACUGUUUUCCCCACAAUACCUUGAAUACCUAUUUGGGGGGCACUGUUCAUGUUAUUAAACUAGAGUCAAAAUGCUAAAAUAAUAUUUCUUAAAUGGUGUUAUAGUUUCAUAUUCAUCUUUUAUAUAUGUUUUGUAGUGAUAAACAAGACUUACUUUGAACUAAUGACCUAGUGACUAACAUGCCAGCGUUUCCUUAUAUCUACCCAUACCAUGUAUAAUGCAUUUGUAAAAGAAUAUGAGUAUGAAAUGUACCAUAUAAUUUAUAAGGUAAAAAUGAGAAGGCUUCCAAAGAUUUAAGUAACCCGAUCAGGUUUCUGUUUUUCUCAGAUGGAAUGGACUGGGUCUAUUCAGGACUAAGGAGAAAAGGGCGAUAUUGGUUAAAAAAAAAAAAAAAAAAAA
This is a messenger RNA of Sus scrofa (pig), 1215 nucleotides long. RefSeq names its product p53 apoptosis effector related to PMP22 (gene PERP). Gene Ontology annotation, biological process: cell-cell adhesion. The record is from RefSeq and is marked validated. NCBI's taxonomy places the organism in Eukaryota, Metazoa, Chordata, Mammalia, Artiodactyla, Suidae. Gene Ontology annotation, cellular component: membrane; cell-cell junction.